Messenger RNA from Mycosarcoma maydis (corn smut), 2082 nucleotides. RefSeq lists its product as uncharacterized. The record is from RefSeq and is a predicted model, not a curated record. The transcript has a single exon. Gene Ontology annotation, molecular function: flavin adenine dinucleotide binding; oxidoreductase activity, acting on CH-OH group of donors. Bases 1 to 2082 code for a protein of 693 amino acids. Lineage: Eukaryota; Fungi; Basidiomycota; Ustilaginomycetes; Ustilaginales.
AUGAGGUCAUUACCCCUUUCCACAGCCACGCUAGCGCUCACGCUUCUAGCAGCCAGCACCGCCAUCUCGACCAGCAUCCCGUUUGGCUCACCUCCUAUUGACUACCAACUCUUGAAACGUUCCGUCACCACCAACGCCGCCACGCUCUCUGGUGCCACGUACGACUACAUUAUCGUCGGCGGAGGUCUCGCCGGCCUUGUCGUCGCGAAUCGCCUCUCUGCCAACCCCAACAUCUCGGUCGCCGUCAUCGAAGCCGGCGCUUCCGGGUAUGCUGAUAACGCCAAAUUCACCGUCCCCGCUGCCAACCUGUACGACUCGUCCGUAGGCACCCAGUACGACUGGCAGUGGUCCACUACGCCCCAGGCGGGCCUCGCCGGGAGAAGCGCCGCUUGGCCUCGUGGCAAGGUGCUCGGUGGGAGCUCGGCGAUCAACGGCCUGUAUUACGUGCGACACAGUUCGAUCGAGCAGAAUGUCUGGGCGGAUCUGAUCGACGACACGCAGGACUGGACGUGGGACAAGAUGCUAGAUGCCAUGAAGAAGAGCGAGAAGUUUACGCCACCCAACUCGGCCACCACGUCGAGGUUCAGCGUACCGGUGGAUGCGAGCUCGCAUGGAACCGACGGUCCGUUGCACGUCAGCUAUCCGCAAACCACGUAUGCUCAGGUGGGCGCAUUUCUGCAGUCCACCAACAACGUCGGCAUUGCGCAAUCCACCAAUCCCGACGCCGGCGAGAGUUGGGGUGCGUUUCUGGCCACCAGCAACAUCAAUCCCACCAACUCGACGCGCAGUUUCUCCAGGACCGCCUACCUGGAUCCCGUCACGUACCGAGCCAACCUCGACGUUCUGACCGGCCACCUUGUCACUAAAGUCACGUUCAACUCGACCACCGAUGCGCGCGGCGCCGUCGCUUCCGGUGUAGAGUUCAGUGCUGCAAGCGGCGCUACGCCGCAGCCGGUGUAUGCGAGAAAGGAGGUGAUCCUCUGCGGUGGUGCGGUCAACGAUCCCCAAAUCCUUCAGCUCAGCGGUAUCGGCGACGCGUCGCUGCUAAGCAGCUUGGGCAUCACUCAGGUCGUGGAUCUGCCCGGUGUAGGCUACCAUUUGCAAGACCAUCUGAGCACUGGUGUGGUCUUCAACCCGUCGAGCUCGGCGACCAUGCCCCCGACGUCGGUGACAGGCAAUCGCGCCACGGAUUCGUACGUCAACAGCGCGAUCGCCUACGUCUCGGGCUCGACCAUCUUUGGCCAACAGGAGUGGAGCUCGAUGGUCGAGCAGAUGCGUACCGAUCGCGAUGGCGCCGUGUCGGCGUACGAUGCACCGGCGGCGGUGCGCGCCGGAUACAAUGCGACCUACACGGCACAGGUGGAGCGCCUGUUCCCGUCGUCGAUCGGGCCGAUCGAGCUGCUGUUUGCGCUCUCGUUCGGCGGCGUCCAGGUCCAGGCGGCGCUGCAACAUCCGUUGUCGAGGGGAAGCAUUCGCAUCAGCUCGACGAAUCCGUUUACUCCCCCGACAAUCGACCCGGGCUAUCUCUCUAAUGCGGUCGACAUGACGAUCCUGCGCGAGGGAUUCAAACUCGCCCGUCGCGUCGGAUCCACACCACCGCUCUCCACGUUUACGUCGUCCGAAGCAGCACCUGGAUCGGGCGUCGCUUCCGACGCACAGUGGGAGACAUGGAUCCGCAAUACUGUGGGGACCGAAUUCCACCCUUCGUCUACGUGCUCGAUGCUCCCGCGAGAAUACGGUGGCGUCGUCGAUAAAUCCCUCAAGGUGUACGGCACACAGAACGUGCGUGUGAUCGACGCCAGUGUGCCACCAAUCAGCUUCAGCGCUCAUCUGAUGAGCAUCACCUACGGCCUCGCCGAGAUGGGCAGCGAGAUGAUCCUGCACGACUAUGCGAGCGCCAUGACGCCGACACCGGUGUCCAAUACGAGUACAUCGAGCGCGGGUGCAAGCACGCGUGCAAGCGCUGCUGGUGCACCCACCUCUGCCUCGAACCCGGCCACCUCGAGCGCCUCGUUGACAUGCACCAUCCCGCUCUUGGCGCUCCUCUCUCCGUUGCUCAUCCUUGCUUCCACAUUGCUCUAA